Molecule: messenger RNA, 1342 nt
Organism: Pichia membranifaciens NRRL Y-2026
Lineage: Eukaryota; Fungi; Ascomycota; Pichiomycetes; Pichiales; Pichiaceae
Exons: 1
Coding region: 65-1258 (397 amino acids)
Biological process (GO): removal of superoxide radicals
Cellular component (GO): cytoplasm
Molecular function (GO): thioredoxin-disulfide reductase (NADPH) activity
Source: RefSeq, a predicted model, not a curated record
UAAUAAUGGCGGGCGGCGCCCCCGCCGAGGAGGGAGCUGGCCAGAACCGUCUCCCUGCUGAGAAAUGCCCGGUGGGACGCCGGGAGGGUGCUGGAUCGGCAUGGGCGUGUAUAAAUAUACUGUUUCCGGCUGUUGCUUUUCCUCGUUUUCUGAGGCCGUCGUCCCCACAAACGUGCUGGAGACAGCGUCACCUCUCUCCUGCAUGCAUCUUGGUCACCUCGUCAACCAAGCGUCUCUUCCCCUACUCCUGAAACGAGCAGCCACCAGACAACACCCCCCAACCAGCGCAUACAGAAUGGUCCACAACAAAGUCACGAUCAUUGGAUCCGGUCCUGCAGCACAUACUGCUGCCAUCUACUUGGCAAGAGCCGAGAUGAACCCGGUGUUGUACGAGGGUAUGAUGGCUAACGGCAUUGCGCCAGGUGGCCAGUUGACCACCACGACCGAGAUCGAAAACUUCCCAGGUUUCCCAGACGGGUUGACCGGUUCCGACUUGAUGGAUCGCAUGAGAAAGCAGUCCGAAAGAUUUGGUACCAAGAUCAUCACCGAGACCAUCUCCAAGGUUGAUUUCUCAUCCAAACCGUUCAAGCUCUGGAGUGAGUUCUACGAGGACGGUGAGCCAAUCACUACCGACGCUGUGGUUAUCGCCACCGGUGCCUCUGCCAAGAGAUUGGGCUUGCCAGGUGAGGACACCUACUGGCAACAAGGUAUCUCUGCCUGUGCUGUGUGUGACGGUGCCGUGCCUAUCUUCAGAAACAACCCAUUGGCCGUUAUUGGCGGUGGUGACUCUGCCUGCGAAGAGGCCUUGUUCUUGACCAAGUUUGGCUCCAAGGUGUACAUGAUUGUCAGAAAGGACCACUUGAGAGCAUCCACCAUCAUGCAGAAGAGAGUCGAAAAGAACGAGAAGUUGGAGAUACUCUACAACACCGUUUCCUUGGAGGCUAAAGGUGACGGCAAGUUGUUGUCCCAUUUGCAGAUAAAAAACACUGAGACCAACGAAGUCAAGGACCUUCCCGUCAACGGAUUGUUUUACGCCAUAGGUCACACCCCGGCCACCCAGGUGUUCAAGGACCAACUUAAGACUGACGAGACCGGCUACAUUCUCACCAAGCCAGGCACCGCCUCCACCUCCAUCGAAGGUGUCUACGCCGCAGGUGACGUCCAGGACAGCAAGUACAGACAGGCUAUUACUUCCGCCGGAACCGGUUGUAUGGCUGCGCUGGAGGCAGAACACUACUUGUCCUCUUUAGAAGCAUGAUCAAAUUUUCAUUCCCUUCACGUAUAAUAUAUAUAACUCUCUUCGAACAACUAAUGUAUAGGUAAUUAUGAGAAAUAAUCGUCC